AUACAGGUACGCUUUUGAGAGGUGAAGCAAAGAAGACUGCUUCAGCACUCAAGGACGCCAAGGAACUCAGAAGGCUUGGAAGCUCUCUGCAUCCUCCGCGCCAACAACACGAACUCAGAUGCAUCUUACAUUGAAAGGGCCGGCUAAUUUUGGUUUACUUGCAUACUGCAACAUGCAUAUCCGCUGAGUACCUUGAAAGCCUCUCGUCCACCAGCUGUCUCGGAUGUCCUUUUGACUGUUGGCAUUCAGAAAACUCAGACAAGGAGCCGGUGCAAAGGACCUCCACUAGUUUUUCUUGACGUUUGAGCAUAAGUGUCAUGGGUUUUUCAGCCAACAUGAGUCCUGGCGCUUGUUGAUCGAAUUUGUCAUGUGGCACACCCACAGCAUCAGCUUGUCGGGUAUGCGACAUAGGGCAACUGCGCAAGAGUCUAGAUAACUUAAGUAGCUCUUGCAACGCAAAAGAAGUUGGUUGAGAGCUCGCUUGAAACACCAAGAGUUCUUGUGCGACUUCCAGCCAUUCGCGGCCACCUCAAUCUUGUGAUUUGAAGAUUCAAAGGUGUCUACGUCUGCUACUCAACGGCGCAACAUUGAGGUUGAUUAGAGCAAGUGAAGGGCACCAAAGAAAGCGAGCCAGGUGCAAAUCCAAGCAUCGGAAGGUGGACGCCGUGUUUUCUGCAACUUUCACCAUAAACGAAGACCAGAUUUCCAAUGGGGUGCUUUUGCUUUGGCGAGGAAGGGCCGAAGGUGCAAGUUGGAAGCAGAGGGGAGGAGAUCUAUCGCUAUCCUUCAGGGAAUGUUGCUGCUGUGAUCCAAGGAGGAAGCAUGUCUUCUUUCUACGAGGACUCAAACAGGAGAAGGCUCUUGUGCUGGUUCACAAGUCAGGGGGAAGGGAAGAUCUACUAUGAGACAGGCCAAGUGAGGGUCUCUAUGACGAAGACGGAUUGCACAUUCUUCGCCCCCGACGGUCACGUGGCCAGAAAGUGGACAUGGCCGAGACUGCUGAAACAGCCGGAGGAAAUCCGGCUGGGGGAACGGAUAAACGUGACGUUGAUCGACGGCGAUAACAUCGUUACGAAGCUCAAGUUGCAAAAGAACGGCAGGAUAACAGAGUUCGAGAGCGGCAGGGCCGCCAGGCGGUGAGCAUGACGAGGCUGGGGGGCGAUUCCGUUUUAGUUCCAGCGGAAGCUAAACGGAGUGGCUUUUCUGCUGAAUCCAGGAGGUAUGGCAGCGUGGGAGAGUCCCCGAAUUGCGUACGUCCGUACUUGUUCAAGCAGGAAGCAUCACGCAAUCUGGGGAUCGGGAAAUUACGUUUGAAGUGCCCAAAGGCCCACAGACCUUUUCUACAGUACCUCAGCCCACCUUUGCCGACGUACCCUGGGAGGUCGUCACCAAGGUUUAUGUCGGUGUUAGUGAAAUGCUGCAUUAGAAAGGUAACAUGACGUUGCUUUACUGUUCUCUAUCGACUACAGUAAAAGUUGGACCACCAACCCCUCAGAAGAUCUGAGUGACUGGCACACUAAAUCUCAUGCAAGCUAGAGUCAGAUCUAGCUAGAUGCGAACGGUCAGUUGGUUCCUGUAGCGAGUUCAAUUCGAAAAUCAUACCAACAGCUUGCACCCCAGCCGAGCCGGCCGACGACGUCCAUGCUUAUGCACUUCAACAGAGGAAGCUUGCGG
Messenger RNA from Klebsormidium nitens, 1674 nucleotides. The record is from the annotation of a GenBank genome assembly. NCBI's taxonomy places the organism in Eukaryota, Viridiplantae, Streptophyta, Klebsormidiophyceae, Klebsormidiales, Klebsormidiaceae.